AUGUAUGACGAAAACAAAGAACCAUUAUUAACGUGUUUGAUAUUUCUUUCAUUUUUUUUCUUAUCUUGUUCCCUCCAUCUUCCUUUCUUUUGUUUUUUUUUCUCUCGUUUUUACUUCUUUUUAGUGAUUCUCUUAAACCCAUCUUCCUCAUUUCUCAUCAUUUUAUCAUUCUCCCUUCUUAAUUUCUUACUUUAUUUUUUAUCCACCAGAAAAUUUAAGGUUUUACUAUUUUCCUUUUUUCUUUUCGCUACUCUAAUCACUUUUAUCUAUCCAUCAUCGUUUUUUUCCAUCAUUCUAAAACCAUUUUUGUUUAUCAUUCUAUGCUUUUCGUUAUUGUAUCUCCAUCUUUUUUCGCGCUUCUUAUUCGACAACUUCCUUUUCUUUUCCUGUUCGACUUCUUCCCUUUCUUUUCCUGUUCGACCUCUUCCCUUUCUUUUCCUGUUCGACCUCUUCCCUUUCUUUUCCUGUUCGACCUCUUCCCUUUCUUUUCCUGUUCGACCUCUUCCCUUUCUUUUCCUGUUCGAUCUCUUCCCUUUCUUUUCCUGUUCGACCUCUUCCCUUUCUUUUCCUGUUCGACCUCUCUCUUUUCUUUUCCUUUUCGACUUUUUCUUUUCCUUUUCGACUUUUUCUUUUUCUUUUCCUUUUCGACUUUUUCUUUUUCUUUUCCUUUUCGACUUUUUCUUUUUCUUUUCCUUUUCGACUUUUUCUUUUUCUUUUCCUUUUCGACUUUUUCUUUUUCUUUUCCUUUUCCUGUUCAACGUUCCUUUUUUUUUUCGUGUUCGACCUUUUCCCUUUCUUUUUGCAUUCGACCUCUUUCCUUUCUUUUCCUAUUCGACUUCUUGUUUUUCUUUUCCUGUUCGAAAUUUUCCCCUUUUCUUCUUUGAUCACUUCCUUUUUUUCCACUUUUACUUCCUUUUCUUUUCCUCUCUUAUUCAUCCUUUUCUUUUUAUUUUACCCUCUUCGUUUUUUCUCUUCUGUAUCUACACCUUUUGA
Messenger RNA from Acanthosepion pharaonis, 993 nucleotides. Lineage: Eukaryota; Metazoa; Mollusca; Cephalopoda; Sepiida; Sepiidae. The record is from the annotation of a GenBank genome assembly.